AUGCAGCUCCGACACAAGCGGAGGGCGACUAUGGUGACAGAUGCCCAUCUGAGCCAAGACAACAAUACCUCACCCAAUUUCACAACAGGCUUACUUGGGAACUCUACACACAACGAAUUCACCACUAUCGUACUGCCUGUGCUUUACCUCAUCAUUUUCCUGGCAAGCAUCUUGCUGAAUGGCCUAGCAGUCUGGAUAUUUUUCCACAUCAGAAAUAAAACGAGUUUUAUAUUUUACCUCAAAAACAUCGUGGUUGCAGACCUUCUCAUGACAUUGACGUUCCCAUUCAAGAUAAUCCAGGAUUCGCAACUGGGACCAUGGCACUUCAACUCUUUCCUGUGCCGAUACACCACAGUUCUGUUUUACGCAAACAUGUACACCACGAUUGUGUUCCUUGGACUCAUCAGCAUCGACCGCUACCUGAAAGUAGUGAAGCCUUUUGGAGACUCCAGGAUGUACAGCAUCACUUUCACCAAGAUCCUAUCUGCCUGCGUUUGGGUUGUCAUGGCUUUCCUAGCUUUGCCAAACCUGAUUCUUACCAAUGGCUACCCGACAAAGAAAAACAUUGACGACUGCAUAAAGCUCAAGUCUCCCCUAGGAGUCAAGUGGCACACAGCUGUCAUUUACAUCAACACUUGCAUGUUUGUAGUGGUGCUGAUUGUACUGAUAGGAUGUUAUAUCGCGAUAUCCAGGUAUAUUUAUAAAUCAAGCAAACAAUUUAUUAGUUCAUCAAGCAGAAAGAGGAAGCAUAAUCAAAGUAUAAGGGUUGUUGUGGCUGUAUUUUUCACUUGCUUUCUGCCGUACCAUUUGUGCAGAAUACCCUUCACAUUUAGCCAUCUAGAUAAAAUUUUAGAUGACUCUGCACAUAAAAUCUUGUAUUAUUGUAAGGAAAUGACACUGUUCCUAUCUGCAUGUAAUGUCUGUCUGGAUCCAAUAAUUUACUUUUUCAUGUGUAGAUCAUUCUCAAGAAGGCUGUUUAGAAAAUCAAAUAUGAGAACCAGGAGUGAGAGUAUCAGAUCACUUCAGAGUGUUAGAAGAUCGGAAGUGCGCAUAUACCAUGAAUACACAGACGUCUGACAUCACCCACACAGAGACUUUUGCUGGUUCAUGAGACUGUAUAUCAUGUAAAUAAAACAUCUUUGAAUAUCUGACCAUGGAAGUUCAUUAAGAAAUUUCAGAUAUGAGCAGCUUUUCUGUUUCAGCUGACUAAUAUCCAUAUCAAAAUCCAAAUGCUUAAAUCCACACAGUGAUCAGGUUCACUUCAGAGGGUUUGGGGGUUGUUUCAGUUUCUUGGGAUUUUUAAAGGCCAACAGAUGCUAAGGAUGUUGGCUCAGAAACCAACCUGGAGCUUCACGAGGCUCCAGCUGAGACAGACAAGCUCUGGCCUCAGAGAAGGAUCCAGUAAAACAAGUCAACAUACCUAGGUGUGGUAUAUGGCUGCUGAAGGGCUUGAGGCAAGCAAAAGAGAAGGGAGGAAGUGGCACUUGGUCCUGCAGAGACCCCUCGUCAUGCCCAUAGGCAGAGCAGCAGCAGGGCUCAGUCUGCAGAAAUGGUGCUUUGCCACCAGCCACCAGCAUCUCAGCUUUUCCUUUUGGGCAUUUGUGGUGCUGACAGCACCAUCUCGUCCACAGAUCAAACCUACCGAAGUGCUUCUCACACCUUCCAAAAUAUCAAAC
Molecule: messenger RNA, 1676 nt
Organism: Neopsephotus bourkii (Bourke's parrot)
Lineage: Eukaryota; Metazoa; Chordata; Aves; Psittaciformes; Psittacidae
Gene: GPR87
Product: G protein-coupled receptor 87
Exons: 2
Coding region: 1-1077 (358 amino acids)
Biological process (GO): G protein-coupled receptor signaling pathway
Cellular component (GO): membrane
Molecular function (GO): G protein-coupled purinergic nucleotide receptor activity
Source: RefSeq, a predicted model, not a curated record